Molecule: messenger RNA, 4589 nt
Organism: Owenia fusiformis
Lineage: Eukaryota; Metazoa; Annelida; Polychaeta; Sabellida; Oweniidae
Source: the annotation of a GenBank genome assembly
GAUUCAAAGCUGUUCAUGUAAAUCGCUCGAUCUCUAUUGAUUGUCGAAUAAGAAUGUAAACAAAUCAACCUGCAUUGCAACACACAAUACAAUCACGGCAUCUAUCGGGUGAAGUAUUUGCAGCUUAUUAGCAGCGCCAUUACUCGGCAAAAACACGAAAUGAAUAACAAUCAAGUUUCGCUGAAGUGAUUUGAACGGCAGAACGACGGGGUCAUCACGCCCUAAUAGCGCUGUACUCUACCACUCCCUGGGGAACAUAUCUAGCGAGGAAGAGCCCACAAUUGCGCUACCAGCAGUUGUAGACCCGGAGCGGGAUAUGUCCAACGUUACCAACAUAACUGUGGGAGGGGUCCCAGACUCCUCUGAAGUUGAUGGACCCACCCAAACAAACGAAAAUGGGAAACAGAAACCGAACAUAGAUUUCUACGAUCCCAACAAUCAAGAGCAUGAUGGGAUGGAAAUGUCUCCAAUGGGAGGACUUGAUCGACAAGGAACUCUCAUCGACCCGAAAGAAAGUAUGCGAAGAGCAGAAAGCGUUGAAACGUUGAAUCUUACCCUCCAUCAGUGUGCCAGAGAUGGCAACCUUGACAACAUGAAGCGUUAUCUCCAAGGCAUGACUGGGAACAUCAAGCGGAAAAUCAAUGCCGUUGAUGAGGACAAACUAAGUGCCCUUCACUACGCUGCACGAUACAAUCAUGUCGACAUUGUGAAACUGCUCAUCGACAAAGGCGCAGACAUCAACAUGAAGGGGGAUGAUGAUGCAAGACCACUACAUUAUGCAGCCAGGUACAAGCCACAGAGACUUCAUGCUGCAGCUAGCAGCGCAACAACACCUGAUGAUGAAACAGAUGCAUCAACUGUCGUAUCUGCAUCAGAUGUACAUGGGGAUGUGAUGGGUUUGAACAUUUCAAACUCUGUAAUUCUGCAUUUGUUAUCACGAAAUGCAGAUGUGAAUGCUCGUGAUGCAUAUGGGUCUACACCUCUGCAUUACGCAGCCACUCGUGGCAAUGAAGUUGCUGUAGCUGAAUUGUUAACAUCAAAAACCAUAUUAAUCGAGGCUGUCGAUCUUCAACAAAUGACUGCACUGCAUCAAGCUGCCACUCACGAUGAGAAAGAAGUUGCGAGAAUGUUGAUUGAGCAUGGUGCAAACCUCCGUUGUGCAGAUGAGGAUGGUGCCACCCCGCUACAUUAUGCCUGUUCAGAGGGUAAUGAAGAAGUUGUCCAGAUGUUAUUUGAUGCAGGCGAGAAGCUGGAUGGCUGGGUGACCAUAUCUCAGAUGGUGACAGACCAGGAUUAUGAAAGGAACACUGCAUUACAUCUUGCUGUUGUCAACCAAAAUUAUGAAGUUGUCAAAAUUUGUCUCAAAAAAGGGUCUGAUGUUAAUACUCACAGACUACACUACAACACACCAUUACAUCUGGCAGCUACAGCUGGUGAUGUACGCAUCAUUGAACUUCUCAUUGAAUACAAAGCAAGAGUAGAUUGCUUGAAUGAGAUGCAAGAGACACCCCUUCAUAGAGCUGCUGCAUAUGACCAUGCAGAUGCCGUGGAAUUUCUCAUCAAAAAAGGGGCAAGACUCGAGAAACAUGACAAAGACAACUUUACGCCACUGCUAAUAGCCGCAUGUAAGGGUCAUGCCAGCACCAUACAGAAACUGUUAGAUUGUGGAGCUGAUAUUUCUGCUAUGGAUAAAAAUGAGAAGACAGCAAUUUAUUGGGCUGCAGAGGAAGAUAAAGUUGAAGCCUUACAAGUGCUGUUGAACAAUCCAUAUUCCCGAGACAUGCUGGACAUCAGUGACCGUUAUGAUUCUGUGCCGUUACAUGUGGCUUGUCAAAAUGGCUACUUGGGAAUAGUCAAGAUGCUGCUAGACCAUGGUGCUGACAUGGAGUACAAGAAUGAAGAAGAACAAACACCCCUCCAUCUGGCUGCAAAGAAUGGCAAAACACAUGUCGUCUAUGAGCUGAUUAAGAGAAACAAAACACUCGUAAAUGACGAAGAUGAAGAAUCCAACUCUGCGCUACAUUUAGCUGCGUUAGCUGGCCAUACGAAAACCUGUACUGCUCUAUUGGAGAAUGGCGUAGAUAUUGAACCAAGGAACUGCAUCCAAUGGACUCCUCUUGAUUGUGCAGCUGCAAAGGGCUGGCCUAAAACUGUCAAAGUUCUGCUAGAGGCUGACUGCCCAGUAGAUCCUAUGGAUAAAUCUAAGACUACACCUCUCCAUCUUGCAAGCUCUAGAGGUCACGUUGAGGUUGUUAACAUACUGAUGAAGUGGAAUGCAAGUAUGACACAACGUGACACCAACGGAAUGAAUUGUCUUGAUCUAGCAAUUGACAAUGGACACAAAGACGUAGCAUUUGCUAUCAUCAACAGUGAUAAAUGGGAGGAAGCUUUGCGCAAUGAAACAUUGGACCUUGCUACAGGCCUAAGGAGCACUCCAAUGAGAAAACUCAUUAAGAAAAUGCCAGAUGUAGCAGAAAGAGCCUUCUACAGAUGUACAUCUGCAAAUAUGGGCAAUUCUGAUCACCCAGACUAUGAAAUCACAUUCAAUUAUGAGUUCUUGGAUGACAUGUAUGCCAUCUGGAGAGAAAAUUCGGGUACAAGUGACGCAAUGUCAAGCUCUGGAAGUGACAUCUAUAAUGAGGAUUUCACUCUGAAAGAGUCUGCUAAGCCGUACACAUCUGAUUCAACAAUACUCAAGAAAAACCAUCCACUCAGCAUUAUGGUAAAUGCACGUCGAGAAGAUCUAUUGGCUCAUCCUCUUGUGACAUCACUCCUACGUCAUAAAUGGAACUCAUUUGGACGAUACUUUUACUACAUCAAUCUCUUUAUCUACUUUAUCUUCCUUGGGUUUCUUACGGCAUAUGUGAUCGCCCAACGACCUCCAUUUCGACUAUUAGAUGAUUACAAAUUAUCAAAGUGUGGAGAUGUCAACUGUAAUAAUGAGACAUUCUCGUGUUUCCGAAUUGAAAAUUACUGGUGUGGGAAAAAUGAGUGCUUGGCCCCAAAUUUUGUUGCAGUUACAAUAGGGAAAUGGAUCAUUAUUGGUCUAUCUGCACUUAACUUAUUCAGAGAGAUCCAGCAGAUAUUCACCCAGAAAUUGAACUACUUGAGCUGGGAGAAUCUUCUUGAGUGGAUUAUGUAUAUAUUUGCAAUACUCUUUGUGGUUGACUUCCAAGGCUGCCAGAGGGAAUCAGGGAUACGAUUGGAGUGGCAAUGGCAGAUAGGUGCUUUCUGUAUCUUCCUGGCAUGGAUGGAGCUUGUCCUGUUUAUACGAAAAGUACCUCGUUUUGGAAUCUACGUCGUCAUGUUUACGGAUGUCUUACAGACGUUUAUUCGUUUCUUCUUGGUAUUUCUCCUGUUCAUGAUCGCGUUCGCCUUGUCAUACUUCAUGCUGUUCCAGAAUCAGGUAGCGUUUGACAACAUUGGAAAGAGUCUUGUAAAAACAGCGGUUAUGAUGAUCGGUGAAUUUGAGUUUGACUCGAUCUUCUAUGGUGACGAAAAACUGAAUUACCCGGAAAUCAGCUACCUAUUAUUCGUCUUAUUCUUAGUUCUUAUGUCAAUCAUCAUCAUGAACUUACUGGUUGGUUUGGCUGUAGAUGACAUCAAGGCUGUCCAAGACCAAGCUGUUCUAAAGAGAUUGGCCAUGCAGGUUGAACUAGCCUUAGAUGUAGAAGGUUUUCUCCCACAUUUUAUUCGGCGUAGAUUUGUACUUCACAAAGAGACUCUGCAACCAGGAAAGCCACCAAGCUGCAUAAAGCGAGUCUUCAAACUUGGAGAUGCAGCUUUAUCCGCGGUAUCUAUCGCAAAUGCUUUAAACCCUGAGUUGGAUGAAAUAGAGAAGGUCCAAGAGGCACAAGAACAGCUGCAAGAACAGGUGAAAAACAUACGCUAUCGCCUCAAGAACAUCCGCAGCCAGAAUGACCGUGUUGAGAGUAUGCUGGAAACUCUUCUGAAGGUACAGAAUGUCAGGUGGGAGGAGCAAGACACCAAUGAUGAUGUAGACAACAACUGAUCUGAGUGCAUCAUGAAAUGAAAUAAGCCCAUCUAGCUCUGCCUAGAAAAGGGGGAAAAAUCGCAUUUAAGUGUUAUAUAAAUAAGGUAAAAUAACACCAGGGAAAGGAAAUAUUGCUAGCACUUAUUUUAGAAAAGAGUGAAAGAAGCAUACAUGUACAGUGUAACAAAAUAAGAACAGUUAAAUAUAAAAACAAAAAAUAUAUAAAUAGAUAAAUUAUAGCAAUUUGGAAGGCCAGGGUAAAUAAAUGAAAUGUUCAACAUAAUUAUUUCAUCUUUUAACUAUACAUGUCCAUGCAGCAAGUACAGAAAAUUUUAGUUCUUGCGUGUUUUGUAAAAAAUAUGUCUUGUUGUACAUAAUACUUAAUUAGCUGAAAUUCUCGGAUAAAGGAAAAUUUCAGAUCAAAAAGUCAUAAUGCUGAUUGUAGAAUUCAUUUAUUACCCUCGUCUCCAAAGUAGCAAACUCAGGUCACAACUGCAAUGAGAAACAUAUCAAGCAAGACCAGAACAGUGUCAUUACAAUACAAUGCAAUACAAUGGGGAUCCAGUUUAAUGUGAUAUACAGUCUAGCAUACAGC